GUUCAUACCUGCCAAAAGCUGUAGACUGCGGCGAGUAGAGGUGUGGGAAGCCAGAGAGGAUGUUCUCGUCUUCCUCCAGAAACUCUCUGUUCUCGCCCUGGACGUCCAUGGAGCAGUCAGACUCUGAAGCGCUGGACUUCAGCACCAAGGUGCAGCUGCACGGGGUGCUGUGGAAGAGGCCCUUCGGACGGCCGUCGGCCAAGUGGUCCCGCAGAUUCUUCAUCAUCAAAGACAGCUUCUUGUUCUACUAUGCUGAGAGCGAGAAGAGAAACUUUGAGACCAACAGGUACUUCAACAUCCACCCCAAGGGAGUCAUUCCUUUGGGAGGAUGUGUGGUGUCCGCUAAUGAAAACAUGGGCAUGCCCUUCGCCAUCGUGGUCAACCUGGAGGACUUUACUGGCACCAUAGUGCUGGCUGCUGAGUCUGGGGAGGAGCAGGUGCAGUGGAUGGAGAUGCUGCAGGAGUCGGGCAAAGUCACGUGGAAGAACGCUCAGCUAGGGGAGGCCAUGAUCGAGAGUCUGGAGGCUCAGGGGCUGCAGCUGGCCAAAGAGAAGCAGGAGUAUCUGGAUAAACUGAUGGAAGAGACUGAAGAGCUCAGUCAUCAGAGAGCACAGAGAGAGGAGCUGGAGCGUCUGAACCAGGUCCUGGAGGAGGAGAAGAUGAAGUUUGAGGAGGUGGUGGUGGAGCUGAAGGCGGAGCAGGAGCAUAUCAAACUAGACCUGGACGGCACGGCUCAGUCCCUCAGGGGAGUAGAGAGUGAAAAAGAAGAGCUGAGCAGUUUAACCAUCAUGCUGCAGAAAUCCAUUGAGGAGCUCUCUCAGGAGAAACAGAGAACUCUGGAGCUGCUGGCGGUGAAGGAGCAGGAGGAGCAGGAGGAGAAGGAGGCGGCAGAGGAGAGCGCCUCCUGCAGGAAGUCUGAGGACGGCGAGGAGCCCGGAGACGUGGACCUGCUGAAGGACCUGAGACACAUCGAGGAGCAGAUGAAGAUCCUGCUGAAGGAGAAGGAGCAAGCUGAGGACAAGCUCAGGGACAAUGACGAGCGGGCCAAAAUCCUGCAGCAGGAGAGGGAGUACUACUCGUCUCAGGCUUGCGCUCUGCAGCAGUCGCUCUCUCAGCUCGCUGUGGACAAGCAGCAGACCGAGGCCGAGCUCAAGGUGGAGAUCGAGUCUCGGAUGGAGCUGGAGAAGAGGCUGAAGCAGGCGGAGGAGGCUCUGCAGGACCUGGAGAAAGGCCUGGAGUCAAUGGACCGAAGCAAAGAGCGAGACGAGAAGAUGAAGGGCGACGUGACUCAGCUGAGGAGAUUCUUUGAGGACUGUAUCUGUGCAGCAGAAAUCGAGGCGAAGCUCCCAUCGAUAAUGAAGAACGCUGUUUAUCUGCACAAAGCUGCUGCACGCCGGAUCAAGAGCUGCCGGAUCCAGAGGAGAGCCUCCAAACGCCACUGGUUAAAACACUCAAAGUCUUUUGUAGUAGCGAGCGGUGAUGGCAGCGGUAUGGAGGACCUGUGGGAGACGGCACGGCGACUUACCUCUGACAGUACUUUCAGAGAGAGCGUGUACAAGAUCAUGGCUCGCAAGGACGCUACGAACAAAACCGAGGACUGAGUGGGGAGAUAGCAAGUUACUUAGAGAAACUAAUCCCAGACCCACCAUUAAGAUACUGUAGAUGAAUGUAAACAGAAAUGUAUUUGAUAGCAUCUCUGGUUGUAAUCUUAAGACUGUACAACAUUUAAUGGACACUGACUACACCUUUUAUGUGUUACAGCACUGGUUCUCAGACCCCUACUGGUUUAUAGCUCUUUCCCACUAAACAGUUCCAGGAAAAAAAGAGAACUAAACACAGAAACGGAGGUCCCUUUUGCAUAAAACCUAAUUAGAAUGUUUAAUGAUUAACUAUGAUGAUCAACGUUAUUUUGCUCUUUAAAAAAAGAAAGAAAAUGAAGCGCAGAUAAUAUUUCUGCACAACUCAAAAGGGCAACAGUCUCUAAUUAGUCCCUUGAACUGUUUGGUAUAAAGUGCAAUAAGAACAGAUUUGAUCUAGUCAAAGAGUUAAGUAAGAAUAGGGAAAGACAUAGCAUUUUAUAGUUACAUUUAAC
Centropristis striata (black sea bass) is the source of this 2092-nucleotide messenger RNA. RefSeq names its product pleckstrin homology domain containing, family D (with coiled-coil domains) member 1 (gene plekhd1). The record is from RefSeq and is a predicted model, not a curated record. NCBI's taxonomy places the organism in Eukaryota, Metazoa, Chordata, Actinopteri, Perciformes, Serranidae. Bases 60 to 1601 code for a protein of 513 amino acids. The transcript is spliced from 14 exons.